This is a messenger RNA of Tachyglossus aculeatus (Australian echidna), 3902 nucleotides long. RefSeq names its product partner and localizer of BRCA2 (gene PALB2). The record is from RefSeq and is a predicted model, not a curated record. The transcript has 13 exons. Gene Ontology annotation, molecular function: protein binding; DNA binding. Gene Ontology annotation, biological process: double-strand break repair via homologous recombination. Gene Ontology annotation, cellular component: nucleoplasm. NCBI's taxonomy places the organism in Eukaryota, Metazoa, Chordata, Mammalia, Monotremata, Tachyglossidae. Bases 7 to 3504 code for a protein of 1165 amino acids.
GGCGCCAUGGACCAGCCCCUGGGCCCGGCCCUCAGCGGACACGACAAGGCCAAGCUAAAGGAAAAACUAGACGUACUGAAAAGAGAGUACAGCCGGACACUGGCCAAAUUGCAACGUGCUCAAAAUGCUGAAAGGAUUAAGAGAUAUGUUAAGAAAACCAUCGCAGAGCAGAAUUUCUUGCUCAGUCAGGAGAGAAUGCAGUUGGACCCUUCAGAACCAAAAGAACCAAAGCCUCUUAGUGGCGAAUCAGACCUAGGUGCACCACAGACCGAGUCCAGUCUUGGGUCAGAAACCAAGAAAAAAAACAGCGUUUCAUUUAAACUCGAACCUCAACUCUUCAGAAAUGAAGGUGGUGUGCCGGAAGGGUCGACUCCAGGUGAUGACGAUGUCCUAAAGAGACUCUCGUGCAUCAGCGGACCUGAAGCUAAGAAUGAGCUUCCAGAAAAUAAACUGAAAUGGAAAAAGAGAGCCCUACUGUAUAAGGAGAGAGAAUCUUCCUGUCGUCCUAGAUCACAAAUAGAUGCUGGGGAAAGAUGGCAAGAACAAGGGUUUGCUCUAAACGAUCCUGAAUCCUCAGGAUUUCGGAGAAAUACUUUUUCAAACAAUGGAAGCGGGAUUCAGAACUCUCCCUCGCCGUCUCCAGAAAUGGGUGAAGGAAGUGUUUGUACCCCAAAAGCUAAAGAAUCGGAAAGAGAUGUCGGUGGAAUGCCAGAAGAGAAGGUCUCCCUCGGCGUGGUUGCGGCGCCGUUGUGGGCUCGGUUCCAAAGCAGUGACAAUCAACAGCUUGGAGAUCGGCCCCCUGAAGGUCUGUGUGAUGAGAAUGAAUCGAUUCCGGAGCGUUCAGUGGAGAUUACUUCUACUUCACUUUUAAAUUUGGGAGAUGCAGAGAGAGAAUUUUCCUCCUAUCCAACUUACCAAAAGGGAAAUGAGGAGGGGAGCCCAGCUGAACAGCAGCCUAAUACUUCCGACUUUCCAGGAGAUGACGUGAAUGGUAGUAGCGAUUUAUUAUCAAGUAAAAGCCCAACCCAGGAAGAACUGCAUCACAGCCGUAGGUGUUCAGGUCUUCCCACUGGCUCUCCGUCAGAUGGAGAGAAACUUCCGGAGCAGGAAGAGCCCCCAAGUUCAUGUUCCAGCUUGGAAGUGCCCGCUGCCGUGACAGUAAGCUCAUUAAAUUCAUGUACGGUGCUUGAGGGCCUUCUCUUUCCAGUGGAGUACUAUGUUCGGACGACACGAAGGAUGUCAAAUUGCCAGAGGAAGUUAGACCUAGAAGCUGUAAUUCAGAGCCAGUUGGGCAUAAGCAGGAGAGGACUUAAAUGUAAAGGUCAGCCUAUGAAUAAAAAUGUAGACCAGCCCGGUCAAGAAACAGAUAAAAGAGAUGCGCCAUUGUCCGACAGCCAGGAUGACCACGUGAGUUCUGAAAGCCCUUCCCAAAAAUCUCUCUCCCCGACCGGCGAGAGCAACCUUUCUGCUGAGCCUCCUAAGGGCAGCAGCCACGUCCUUGCAGACAAGAAGCAACCCUGUAGACAAAAUAAAGGGAAAAGAAAAUCUUGGAAGGCUGGAGUCCAUGCCCAAGCAGAAGGGAAGCCAGAGAGCUGUCCAGAGGCAAGCUCUCUCUGCUUCAGGAGCACUGGCUGCUUGGAUUUGGAUCCCACCGCCGCCGCCGCAGCUCACUUUCACCACGAUAUGCUCAAUCUAAAGAAGCUGUCUUCCUCCCUCACCGUUUCAGACUUCCACUUACCCGACAAAGAGUUCGGUUUCCUUAAGCUUGAGAAAUUAAAAUCCUCCACCAAACCAACUGAGCCUCUGAAACCGGGGACGGGGGCGAGACGGCAAGGUGGCGCGGGAGAGAGUGCCAUUUUGGAGGACCCGUCGCUUAAGCAAGUCACCGACCAAAAGGAAAAGGAUCUUAUUACUCAGUCCGAGGACUGCCAGCCUCCAGUUCCAAACUUAAGAGGCCAAGCGGAGGAAAAGGGACAGUCUUCAACCGUUUUACUUUUGACCCCUCCCGCAACGGUUCUCCCAGGGACAGACGGGCAACCUGAGGCCCAUAUAGGUACCCCUGUUUUCCCCAUUGUGGGUGCUACUCCAGGAUUUGCCUCCCCCACAAACUGUGAAAACAUCGCCCCAGAGAUAAGGGGACCAGAUACUUCUUACACAACCUCACCGCCUUACUUGACCACGCCAGUCCGUCCUUUGGAGAACAGAAGCCAGGGUUCCUCCAGUGCCUCGGGCAUGGGGAACCAACUCCAGGAUCAAGGACAAUCCAAGGGAAUCGUACUUGGUUCUGGAAAGCGGAACGACGGUGGCUCUGGCCCCAAAGAAGAAACAGCUCCUCCCAUUGACUCGAUCGUCUCCCAAGGGAGUCAGAUUCCAGGGACUUAUAUCCAGGGGUCAUGUCAGGACCCUUUCGAACAGGCGAAAAGAAUAGAACCUGUUUUUAAUACCUGUUGUGAAAGUGGGAAACGGUGCAGUCUUCAGUUGACUUCAAAGUUAAAGAAUCCUUCCAGUUCCUGCUCCGUGGAUGUGAGCACUGUAUGGUGGGAAGUAGCUGGCUGUAAAACGUUGUGCAUCCUAACUGCUUCUGAGGCUACAGUUUCACUUUGGAAACCUCAAGAUCCGCGGGAAUGGGAAAAAGUUUAUACUUGGCAGUUUACAGAGAUUCCAGUGAUUCAAAUUGUUCCUCUGCCAGAUGUUUGUAAUCUUGUGUGUGUGGCUUUGGGGAAUUUGGAAAUUAGAGAAAUCAAAGCACUGCUGUAUUCUGCUGAGGAGAAGUGUCUGCAGCAACUGCGAGUGAAAGCCGGGACCAUCAAAGCAGUAGCCGGCCUGCGGCACAGGAGAUUGGUCAGCAGUUGUGGGCCAUUGCACUGUCAACAAGUAGAGCUGGUGAUAGUUUCAGAAGCAGGCAGAAGGAAAGAAAAUCUGUCUUUGAUGCCCCCAGAAGAAACCAUUCUAGCCUUUGCUGAGGUCCAGGGGAUGCAACAGGCUUUGGUUGGCACCACAGUAAUGAACAACUUGGUUGUUUGGAACUUAAAAACUGGCCAGCUUCUGAAGAAGAUGUCCAUCGGUAAUUCUUACCCAGCUUCCAUCUGCCAUAAGGCCUACUCUGACAUGGGGCUUCUGUUUGUUGUUUUAAGUCAUCCGCAUGCCCAAGAAAAUGAGUCGUCAGGAAAUCCUGUGUUUCAGAUGAUUGCGAUUAAUCCCAGGACAGCCCUGAGCAUCGGUGUGAUGCCCUACUGUCUACCCCAUGGACAGGCUGGAAGGAUCCUAGAAGGCGAAGUGAAGGGUAAUUGUGCAGCAGCUGUGCUGAACUCUGGGACGAUUGCUGUUUGGGACUUGUUUCUAGGACAUUGCACAGCCCUGCUGCCCCCGAAUGCCGACGGACAUUGGUCUCUUGUCAGAUGGUCAGAUAUGGAUUCCUCUCUGCUGGCUGGACAGGAGGAUGGAAGCGUGUUUGUAUACAAUUGCGUAGAAGCUCUGCCAAAAGGAAAACAAAUGAAUCCGUGAAGACUCGUGGAGAGGCUUUUGUACUUCUGGAAGCGUGACUAUAAAGGAAAAAGACAGUUGUUGGUACUGUAAAAUGCCCGGAGCGGGAGUGGAUUUCCUGUCUCUGAUCUCUCUCCCCACCCAGGAACCUGAGGUAGCUUCGGUUUUUGUAUUCCGACAGACUUGGUUAAGGGGAGGAGGAACUACUGACGGGGAAUGUUUCGUGAAUGCUGGGAUUUUUAAUAUAAAGAAUCGAUGUUUGGUAACCCCACCGCUCUACUUAUUUGCACACUUGUUUACAUGGUCCAUAUUCAGUUGACUCGAAUUCUCUGCCACUUUUAUGACAAUGUCCCUGGUUUGUAUCUUAAUUGUUUUCUGUUUAAUAAGACGUUUGAUUAAAAUCUAUUUCGGAAGCUCUA